GCAGCUCCAGAGACCUUUCUAACUCCUCCCUCAACCACACCCCAGUGAAACUCAGCAAGGGGUAGAUAGGGGUGAAUGGGGAGGGGACAUACGGGGCAGUCCUCAUUUCUGUACAUCAAGUCAGAGGGCUGCACAGACGGAGCCACCGAGACAACCUCCCUGCAAUCCCAUCACCUGAAAGAGACCCUGGAAGUCAUGGACAGCCUCCUGAUGAAGAGAAAACUCUUCCUCUACAACUUCAAGAACCUGCGCUGGGCCAAGGGCCGGCGUGAAACCUACCUCUGCUAUGUUGUAAAGCGCCGUGACAGUGCUACGUCGUGCUCGCUGGACUUUGGAUACCUGCGCAAUAAGAUGGGCUGUCACGUGGAGGUGCUCUUCCUGCGCUACAUCUCAGCCUGGGACCUGGACCCAGGCCGCUGCUAUCGUAUCACCUGGUUCACCUCCUGGAGCCCCUGUUAUGACUGUGCCCGGCACGUGGCCGACUUCCUGCGCGCCUACCCCAACCUGACCCUCCGCAUCUUCACCGCCCGCCUCUACUUCUGUGAGGACCGCAAGGCAGAGCCUGAGGGGCUGAGGCGCCUGCACAGGGCAGGGGCCCAAAUUGCCAUCAUGACCUUCAAAGAUUACUUCUACUGCUGGAACACGUUUGUGGAGAACAGGGAAAAGACAUUCAAAGCCUGGGAAGGGCUGCAUGAAAACUCUGUCCAUCUGUCCAGGAAACUUCGACGGAUCCUCCUGCCACUGUACGAAGUAGAUGAUUUACGAGAUGCCUUUAAAACUCUGGGACUCUAAAGUGAAAGUCAUCAGCAAUCAGAAGACUUCACAAACAAUUGUUUGAUUUCCAACUCUCUCCCUUACAACAGAUCUUUCUCUUCUACCCUCUCUACAUCUCUCUUCUCUGUGUCUAGAGAUAAGACUAUCCUUACUUUUUCAUUUCCAAGGAGAAAUAGGCUGAUCUUCUGAAGACACAUUGCCCAGACUCACACGUCAUCCAUUGCUAGCUGGUAAUAACCAGGACUGCAGUGACAUUGCCAGAGAGUGAUUUGACCUCCCUCAGUCCCUGCACAGCUAAUUCAGGUGGUCCACUAAAUGGAGUUCUGGGUUUAUCCUUGCCCAGGUGGGAGCAGACAGCCUGCAAAGUCUUUUGUGUGACAGUGUUCUCACUGACACUGCACUGAUCUUCACAUUUCAUGAGGGCUGAAGGGAGCUCUCUUGGUUCUUAGGACUGCACUACACUGAGCUGCUCUGUGUCCUCCCUUAUGAAAUGGUUUAUUUGUCCUUCUGGAUGUGGGUAGGAGGUUGAAAACCAUCACCACUUAAGUAGUAUAGCCUAUGUCCUAACAGCAAAAUUGACCAGUUAUUGGAAAGCUUGACUGAGAGUAUUGAAGUGAGUCCCAGACAGCCCAGGUAGCUUAGCUUGAAAACCUCACUGGAAGCCAGAAGGUCUUCUAAGUGGAAUGUGUGCAGGCACAGGCCCUGUAGUGCCUCUUGCCCAGAAACGAGGGAGCUUCAGUAGCUAUGGGUCUAGGUUUUGUGCCCUAGGAGAGGUUGAAACUAAACAAUGAAAGCAGAAGACUUUCUGGUCAACAGUUUCAAGUGCAAGCUGCAAUUCUGGGUGUCCAGCAAAACAUUUGCCAUGUGGAAGUAGUCCACUCAACUCCUGUUAACUAUGUUGAGAGCCAUGGCAGCUCAGGGUCAGUACUGAUCAGUGUGUGGACCCCCCACCCAGCCAGGAAAGGAGCCACUUGCAAUGUUUUUCCAGAAUACAUCUACUGGAAAACACACUUAAUUUCCACAUUGUAUUGUCCCUCAGACUUAAUUUCUCAUCCAUGUAGGUUGAGGCUGUGGCAUUUUAGAUGAUGUUUUGGCAUCCACAUCAGUUACCAUCUGUUUCUUCACAUACCUCAGGGAGGAUACCACAGCUCUCACUACUGGAGUACUUUUCAUCCACUGAGCAUUUCCUCCCAGAUCAGACCUGCAAUAUCCUCCCUCCUUAGCCAACUAUCUUCUGUUGGAGGCACCUUAACAGUCCAACAGUCUUCUGUUUUUUUCAGGCCUUUUACUGCCCAUAUUAUGGCCAGAUAUGGUUAGUUGGUGACUGGACUGAGAGCUUACCAGAAAAAAAAAACACCUGCCAUGAGCAAAGCUAUACAGCCUGUAGAUAGAUCUCUUUACAGACGAUAGCUGGGUGCAAAAUCAAAGCAUCCUCCUGCCUGGCAAUCACUGUGUUUCUACUGGGGGACCCCAUUAGCACCUGAUUCUGUGGACACAGUCUUUACCAAGUUGAAUACACGGGUUCAUAGUACAGUACAGACCUACUCAGCACCAUCUUCCCACUACCUAAAUUACAGAUGGAUUGUCCUCUGUAGUCUAACCUCUCGAGGCUUUGCUAGGGUAAAUGUGUCCCACAUUCUGGGGGUGGUCUGUCAUUUCCUUCAUGGUGGCUGCAAGUUUUCUGCUCCAUCUUGUUCCUCUUUCUGGGUAAGGCUGGAGGCUCCUGUGUUACUCCCCAAAACACCUUCCCUGGUGAUAGGCCAGCCACAGGAGGACAGCAGAGCCCUACUCCCACAGUUCCUCCUGCUAGGAGAGGUCACAAGUGGGUGCAUCACAGGCUUCCUACAACUUCAGGCUCCUGAGGCACUCUCAGUCUGAGGAAUUUUGACCAGGAAUAGCAAUGAGAGUACUUUGCAAAGCAUUAAUUUGCAAGUAUGGUGUUGUAUUUUUGUUUGUUACAGUGGAUACUAUUUAUAUAAAUAAAGAUCUUACAAAUGAGCAUCUGGUUUUGUCACUAUUUUGGUACCAUGUAGGUGAUGGAAGUAAAAGUUGUCAAAGAGGUU
Messenger RNA from Tyto alba (common barn owl), 2837 nucleotides. RefSeq names its product activation induced cytidine deaminase (gene AICDA). Gene Ontology annotation, molecular function: cytidine deaminase activity; zinc ion binding; RNA binding. Bases 76 to 792 code for a protein of 238 amino acids. The record is from RefSeq and is a predicted model, not a curated record. The transcript is spliced from 5 exons. Gene Ontology annotation, cellular component: cytoplasm; nucleus; P-body. Gene Ontology annotation, biological process: cytidine to uridine editing; DNA cytosine deamination; negative regulation of single stranded viral RNA replication via double stranded DNA intermediate. Lineage: Eukaryota; Metazoa; Chordata; Aves; Strigiformes; Tytonidae.